Hylaeus volcanicus is the source of this 7253-nucleotide messenger RNA. RefSeq lists its product as uncharacterized. The transcript is spliced from 2 exons. NCBI's taxonomy places the organism in Eukaryota, Metazoa, Arthropoda, Insecta, Hymenoptera, Colletidae. The record is from RefSeq and is a predicted model, not a curated record. The coding region runs from base 253 to 1218 and encodes 321 amino acids.
CGUAAAACGCGGCCGUGUGUCCGGCCAGAAACGGAAAGCGAGUAUCUAAAAAAUUCGUAACCGAAAAAUCCGACCGAAACUCGCCGUUUUGCUUGGCCGAUAUAGAAAAGCAACACGUUGUCGCGUUGGUGGUCGUUUACGGGUGUCUUGCAGGUGCCGCCCCUAAUUAUACGUCCAGACGGAAUCGUCGAACAACCCUGAAGACGUCCUGCUCCGUGGAUCCUACGCUUUCCAGACGAUUGACGAGUCACGAUGAGGACGUCACUGGUAUUGCUGGUAUCCGUCGUAGCUUCCGCGACGGCAAUGCCCCUUCGGGACACCCUGAACGCUGGAUUGUUUCCGCGGAACAAGGACGUGCUUCCAGCUUCCACGAAAACAGAGCCUGUCACCGCCAAGGACGCGACGAAUCAACCGACAAAAAAGCAAUCAGAGAAGACCGACGGUGGAACGAAAGAUUGGCGAACCACGCCGCUGACUUCGAUCCCGAGCCAAGAUGAUCGAGCGGAUACCAAGCAGGACGCUGCCCAGAAGCAGCCUAACGAGGGCAAGGAGAAAACCGCCAAGAAGAAUCGGAAGCACAAAGCCAUCUUCGUUAACUAUCCCAUCGUCUCGGAGCUACAAUACUCCGACGUACCGUACGACAUCGAUUACAGCGACAACAGCUUCGAUACCGACGAGAGGUCAGCAGCGGACGCUAACAGGUACCAAGAAAGCGACAUCUUCUACAUUCGGCUGCCACCUACGCCCUACAUGUUCGUCCCGGGUCUGGGCUACAUUUCGAAUCCUCCCACUUACUCGACCUCGAAUCUUCAUCCGCAAAUACCGUUCACGAGGCCCGCGAGACCCAAGCCUGUCUAUCGACAACCCGUUAACCCUUUCAUCAAGCUGCCGAUAGAUUUCGUGAGCAACGGGAAGCCAACGUCGGUCUAUCAAUGGCAGAAGAAGCCUGCCAAAAAACCGAGCGACACUCCGAUCACGAAUCUGGACAGCCUAUCGGCGGAGUUCGUAAGCAACGGGAAACCGACGUCGAUCUAUCAGUGGCAAAGCAACGCGAAGCCGAUCAAUAGACCCGACGAUUUCGUCCACAACAUGGACAAGGGACCGUACAGUUUCAACGGGAAACCGACUAGCUUCUUCCUGCUGAAAUCCGAUGGAACGUCGUCGGCCCAACAAUCCCUUCGCUACUCGGACUACGAACAAGAUAAUUCUUAUUAUUGAAGACCGCGAGCCGGAGCUCGUUGCCAUCGACACGUGAAACGAUUACCUGGGAUUGUAGAAAUUGGUAGCCUCGUUCGCAUUUCGAACGACGAUCCGGAGUAUCGAGAAUUUGAGGAGUAUGCGUACGAGGAAUGCUGGCUCGCGAGUCUCGUCGAAUCGUUGCUUCGCGAUGAAUGGGUGAGUGCGGGCUAAGGAUGCGAACUCGAGACGUCGAGUUAGGAGGUUUACAUGCUGACAAUUUUCCGGCAUGACAACUAUUUCACCCAUUCACUGUCUAGGAAAAGCGUUUUGCCUUGGCCGCCAAGAUUUAACCAUUUGCACUCGAGAGGUUUCCUUUAGGUUUCAUUUCUUUGGAACUCGAAGUGCCAAUAAAAUGAUUGUUGUCGAAGCAAAGGUGACCUGAUUCUCAAAUCUACACAAGUCUAUAAAUUUAUAAGUCUCAAGUCUAUACAUUUAUAACGAAUGAAAAUAAACAGAUUAUUAGCGCCACGAGUAUCUUCCUUUCACGAUACCAAUAUUAGUGGCGUCAGUUUAGGUUUUCAAUUGUCUAACCCUUUGGACUCGAGAUGUGACUCUUAGACACCACUAGGUUUUCUUUAGGUUUCAUUUCUUUGGAACUCGAAGUGCCAAUAAAAUGAUUGGCGUUCCGGCAAAGGUGACUUGAUUCUCGAAUCUCAAAUUAGAGAUCUGAUUCGAAGUCAAUAUAAUCUUAGCAUUCGUGGCAAUGGAAUGCUAUUUAAUUUCCACUUAACUUAUUUACAAUUUAUUUAUAUAUUUAUAUAGAUGAGAAUAUAAUUUAAAUUUUCAAUUUUAACACUUUAUCUACCGGGCUAUUUAGAAACAGUCUUUCAUUCAAAAAAGAAUUUUCUACGGUAGCAUAUGCCAACCUAGGCAACAUACAAAAAUUUUGUAGAAGAAUUUUUUUAGGAGUUUUUCAAUAAUAAUGGCGGCGCUCCUGUCUACACAAAUUUCUGUUCGUUCAGGUAGUUGUUCCCCGUUGAAAUUUUCAGUUAAUUGACCAUCUACUUUACGCUUUUGAUUAAUUUUCAUUAAUCGUACCUCGUAAUGACAAAAUUCUAGGCUAUUGCGCGGAUGACCAGGGUUCGAAUCCCCAAGUUGCAUAUCUUUUUUUUAAGUAAUUGAUCUUUUUUUAUUUAUUACAUUUUUACACAUAACGCCACUGAUUUAUUUUCUACUAAUUUUUAAAUAAAAUAUCUUUAUUUGGGAGAAAUUGUAACAAAUAAAUAAAUAACAUAUUUCAGGAAGUUUUAAAGAAAAUUUAGUGGUUUUUUAACUUGCGUCACAGCUCUGCAGUGCGAUCAGCUGACUGGAAUAAAAAUGACGCGCACUAGAAAUCACGUAUCUGGGUAUCAAACCUUAGGUUGCGAAAUGACGAGAGACUAUUUGAUUUGAUGUGUGGAAUUCAUCCUGAAAAAGAUUCUACAUUCUCAUUAGCAUCCUGUAUAUACAGUUUUUCGAGACAUUGGCGCGGAGUAUAGACAUUAAAUUUAUUAAAAUCGAUUUCGACUUAUCAAAUUUUUAAACUUUGUACAAGAAACAGAAAAGAUGUACAGUGCUUCUAUUUAUGUUAAAUGAAACUUAAUAUUUGUUCAUGAAUAAUGUAUUUAUUUAUAAAAGGUUUGUUUCUUUGUAGCAGUUGUACGAAAAAAGGUUGCAAAAAGGUUGCAAAAAUGUUUAAAUACAUACAUUUUUGUGUCCAUAACGAUCGACAAUUGCAAGAACAUUUUAAUAUAUAAGUUUUAAGAGUUUAUACUAAGGAAUUGAAGAAAGUUGUAAAAAUGUAUAAAUUCGUAACUUCCGUAGGUUUGUAACAAAUGUACAAGGAAGUUGUAAUGAACUGUUGAAUCAAAGUUUUCGCGUGUUUAUAAGUUAUAUAAAUAUACAAAUUUGUAAAUACAAAUUUACGAAAAGAUUAUUGAUCUAAAUUUUAUAAAAACAACAAUUCACAAUUACAAUUUCAAAUAUAAUCAUUUGAUGAGUGAAAAUUAAUGUAAUUAACCAAAAGACAGAUAAAUCUGAUGGCUAGUUAUUGAAUACGAAUAAUGCACCAUCAGAGAAAGUUAUGAUCAAUUUAGUUAACAGUUGUCAUUACGGAUUACCUAUUUCAAUCGUAAAUUUUAAUGGUUUCUUUGAUUAAAUUUUGUUCAAUGCCGUACCUAGAUGAAAAGAAGUACUUAACUGUUAUGUUUAUUAUACAAUUGUAUAUAAGUAACUUACUUCUUAAUAAGCAUUUAUCGUUAGACUGUAAAUAGGUCAUGAUUAGACUGCGGAUAUUUAUGUAUUUAUGCCAAGUGGAAAUAUGUAUAAGUAUAUCCAUGAAUGCAAAAAUAUGUAAACUAUCAAAAAUAAAAUACAUGUUACACUGUUCAAAUGAUAAGGCAUACUCUCUAUUCUUUACCUAAAUCUGUAAAAAUACGAAUUUGCAUAAACAUUCGCAGUCUAGUCAUGACAAUAGUAUUUAAUCAUAGUUUUCAAAGAAUUGUAUUUCAAUAGAAUGCACAGACCGAUAAAAUGGAAUAUGUUCUAUUCUUCCUCAUUGACUCUCGUGAGAAAUCACGGGUGGUGUCAAACUCGACUCAACAAUUGAGUUGCUGGAAAAUUAAAGGUAUCAAUUAUAAAUUACAUUUUACAAUCCACGACAAUUAAUUUUCCAGCAUCGAUUAAAAAUAUCGUUAGCAUGCGAAAAGGACGAACCGUAUUUAUUAAAUCACUAUCGUCGCCUAUUAGUAACCGUACACAUUUUUUGUCUAACAAACACAUGCGUAACUAAAUAAUAGAGAACCGCUAAGUUUAAAGAAAUGUUGAAGUUACAGCACUUACGUGUUCAGUUGUUUUUAACAUGGUCAUUGUGACACGAUUCUUCGACGCUGCUGAGUUCACUGUUCUCGUGUUACAAUGGUAUUAAGUGCUUUUAACCAAAUAUGAACGUCGAUAUUUAGAGAUUGUAAUUCGUACAUUCGAAUACGCUGUUUAUGAUUCUGAUAGAAAAAUUAACGUGAACGUGACUAUUAUCGUGUAAGGAUUGCACCUUGAAAGCCGGGCUAUCGAGUAUUUCGAGUGAACCAGCGCAAAUUAUCGCUAGUAUAAUGUACCCGAUCAUUUCGAUGGGUGUAACUGCUUUUUAUACGCUACAUUUGAAACGGUGGCUCUACCUUGGCCCAACUCAACAGGUUUUGCCAUUUAAUAGCUCUGUUUCAUUGCAAAAAUAUUUAUUACCACGCCCAACAAGGGAUUCGUUAAAACGGUUGAAUUUAUGUUUGGAAGGUAGAGUGGAAACCAAAGCAACGACCAUCAAAUUUAUCGUCCUCCAAGUCUGGAAUUUUCCCUCGGCUCCUGUGUCGCUCGAUAAUUCACCCCGUUACCAUGAAUUUAUUGCGCCCAUUUAAAUGGUAUUAUUAUACUUCCUUUCCAAUUGAGUACUCCACAUCGAGCAGACGUGUAAUUAUUCUUAAAUGUAUAGCUAUUAUUUAUGAAGUAUCCAUAUUUACAUGCCUGUUUAUGCGUCCAUUAAUUAAGGAUCACGUAACCGUAUAUUUACAUAGGUAACGAAUUGCAUCGAGUAUUAGGAUGCCUGUUUGCUCAAGAGUUAGCGUAACGUAUAUGCAACUAUAUACAUAUAUAUUAACUGUCAAUCGUUUUGUGCAACGGCAGAGAUCGUGAUUGCGAAGCGUGUAAUGUUAUCGUAGCGUUUCGUAUCGUAAUCUUAUAUUCAUUUGCAAGUCGAAGUCAUACAGUGGGUGUAGAAUGUAAUUCGUACACCGAUCAAUUUCCCAAAAAAACUUUGUGAAAUUGUAGUUUCUUAACUUCUUAUUUUUAUAAUCAAUGAUAUUUCAAAUAUUCUCGGAAGUCUCUAAGAUAGAUAUAGUCUAAACAACAUUUACUAGUUGAUAUAAUUUGUGAAAUUAACGAAAAAAUGCGAAAAGUGGGUAAAAGUAUAGAAGCAAUAAGUAUUUGUACGAUUCUUAUGACGAAGCAUUUACAGUAGAGUUUGUAACGUAAACACGUUAGUUUACUGCUCCGUACGAAUUAGAAAACAACAAAUUUCCAGUAAAGUACUUUUAAAAAUGGCUCUAAUAGAUGAAUGGUAAUCCCAUCCCGAAUAACAUCGACAAUUAGUUAAUUUAACGCUUAGAAGAGUUACAAUAAUUAUAAAAUCAAAAGGAAAUCCCACGAAGGAAGUAUUCUAUACUUAUAAAUGGACUGCGGAACUUUAUGCAAAAUAAAAUCUUCGCGAACGUGCCUACAAAAGUUUAACUUAAAUAGGAAUUUAUUUUAUUCUGCAAAUAUUAUAACAUGAACCUUUCCUUCAAUCUUUUUUAUGUUCUUGCAUAUUGUUUGCGUUUUGUAGUUUCUUGCACAUUCAAAUUUCCUAUAAAUGCAUAAAGAUCCGCGGUCUACUUAUAAAUUAAUGUAAAUUUCUUUUUUCUUUUUAAUGAAGUUUUAAUAAUUAAACAGUCGUGCGAAUACUUAUUCCUUCGAUAUUUCUAUCGAUUAAUUGUUUUUUUUCUUUUUUUUGUUAAUUUCGUAACUUACAUAAAUAGCUAUUUUUUUUGUAAUCUAUCUAUUCUAGAGAUUUCCGAGAAUAUGUAGAAUGUCUUUGUUUAUAAAAAGUAAGUUAAUAAACUACAAUUCUACAUCGUUGUUUUUGGAAAUUAAUCGGUGUACGAAUACUUUCUACACCCACUGUAUUUGUAUAUUUUCGUGUCGACAAUGCGACGUUCUAUACCUUGUAAAUAUGUGAUAAAUACAGAAAACUUAAAUCGAUUCAACCAUUUUUCUUUCAAACCACGAAACCGAAGCGUUCGUAUUUUCCUUGAAUCCUUAACAUCACGGGUUGGCUGCGUCGACAAGAAGACGUGUUUCAUAUGUUUCCCCCUCUCACGUAACACAAAUAUUGACUUGGGACGCGAGUCUGCACGGGAUUAUAUUCUGUCUGGUUGCGGAAGCACUCUCGGAGAUCUAUGCUACUUACUCAAAGAGAUUCAAUUCAUAGAUACCGGCAGUACCAUUCCCUUCGUCUCGAGGAUACCGACUUUGGGUGGAAUCUCGAUUUAAGCUCGCAUCUCGUUUGGGGACGCGGCGUCGGAAUAAGAAUUCGAUCAUCCGAUUUUGUAAAUACUUCUAGUACCCUUCUAGCACCCUUCUAGUACCUUAAAAUCGAUGUAUCGGUUUUGCGACUUUUGCGAGAAAUACCUUACAAUUUCAGCAUACAUAUACGUAUACACAAGGGAUUACUUUUAAUUAAACGAAUGCUGGAAGUAAAACUUAUUCGUGCCGAACAGAAACAUAAAUGUUUAAACAUGUACCGUAUUACUUUCAAUUAAAAUAUUUGUCCUCCUCGAAAACUAAUUAAAAAUUUAGUGUAUAUAUGACAGGCCAGUGAAUUCGUUUUGAAAAGUACCAUCAAAUAGUCCGAAACGAAAUAUUAACUCGAUUAUUUUAUAUGGUCGUGUUUAUAUAAAUGGACAAUUUAAUUUCAUAGAUAUUCAUGUUGUAACAGUAAUGGAGCAAAAUGAAUCGUGCACAAUUCAGUAAUGUAACAUAAAACAUAAAAUAUUGUGCAUCUGUUACUUAUUAAUAAAGCGAAAGAAACUUUUGAGACAACCUAAUACUAACGCGUUUUCAAUAAAUUAUAACCGCGCCCCAUUUUACCAUGCAAUUUCCAUAUUAACAAUUUUGCAUACGGCCGAUAGCUUUGGAGUUAUAGCUUUAUAACAAAUGACGUGGGACACCCUGUAUACAUAUCCAACUAUAGUAGGGUGCAGCAAUGUAAUCUAAGCAUGAGAGUUUCAACUCCAAGGCAAAUACCACGAAGUAGUGUUUUAAAAUUAUACGAACGUACCAAAUUUUUUGGAUAGUUAUAAGACGAAACAAACACGAGAGAUAAACAAAUGGUUUAAAAUCAAAGAAUUCAAGAAUAUAAUUGUUCGCAGGGGUUUCUACUUAUUUAUGAGCUAACCACCGUUCCACCCACACAUUAGAGGUUUAGAGUUUAGCCACCAUCCGACCUCCAG